GUUUGAUUCUUAAGCUACAUGUUGUUUGUUAAAAUACAAGCUCCCAUUUUACUUUGACCUAUUGUCUUUUUCAUUGACUUAAGCUUGUUUUCUUUCCGAAUGCUAUAUGAAUUCUUAGGUCAUUGCUUUCCAGAUGCUUUUCUGUUUCUUGCCUAUUGUCAGCAUGGCAGUUUGUAGAUUUUAGCAGAUUCCUCUGAAAAAUAUAACAAUAUUCAUUUUAUUAAAGUUGAUGUAACUAUUAUUUGAAAUCUUAAUUUGGUUUUGAUAUUUUGAUAAUUUGGGCAUAGCCUUGAAGAGUGCUGGCUCUAUUGUUACUAGAGGUCUCUAUAUGCAUUAUGUAUGUAUCCUACUAAAAACUGGUUUAAGCUAUAGUUGCAAUAAUAAAAUGCUAGCUACUAAUCCUGAUCGUUAAAAGUCUAGCAUCUUCUUUAGCAAACACAUGAUAGCCAUUUGAUAAUUAAGAUUGGUUGUGCUAUCUGAACAAUACCUUUUCUGCCUAUAGUUAUCAGUUUGUAAAUGGGAAAGGAUAGAGAAAGCUCAAUAUGUUACUACGGUCAAGAAGCAGGGUUCAUCAGGUUCUGGCUAAUUAAGAUGGAGAAUGGCCUUUCCUGCCACAUUUGAGCUUGUGAAGGCAGUAGUGAACUGAGCCAGUGCAGGACCUUAUGUAUCCUAUAGGUACUGUCAACACUUAGAGAAGGGAAGGGUGGACUGCUGAAUGAGUUGGCCCAUACAGAAAGUAUUUGGGUUAAUGGAGUAGGAAUUGGAAGCAAGAAGGAAAAGCCUGCAGGGAUGAGCAUUAUCUUUGGAGAGCUGUAAGAAAACCUUUUGGGAAUCGGACGAAUUCUCCCUUAAAAAUAGAGAAAGGAGACACAACCAUGUCUUGUAAUAACGUAUCUAGUAGUAUUAUUCAAAUUUGAGUUGUGGGAUUACAUGCAUUUGUGAUUUUUUUUCAAUAAUUUAAUAGUCUAAUACUUUGAUAAAUUAAAAGUAUUUUUCAUUAAUUCUUUAAUGCUUUUUGUUUCCUUCAGAUAGAUUCUGUUGCUGUUAACAUUUCAAACUUGGUUCUUGAGAAUCAGCCACCUCGGAUAUCAAAAGCACAAAAGAGACGGGUGCCUGGAUAGAAGGAGCGCUCUGUGUUGUCCUUGGUCCCACUCUGCUUCUAAACCAGCUGUAUGGCCUUUGGAAAUCUUUCUGCGUGCUGUUUCCUCAGAGGAAAAUGAGGGGUUUUGGAUUAGAUGAUAUCCAAGGACAAAAAAGCUGCAUUGGAAAAGGAGCGGGAAGAAAGGAUAGCUGAAGCUGAAAUUGAGAACUUAUCUGGAGCCAGACACUUAGAAAGUGAAAAACUUGCUCAAAUAUUGGCAGCAAGACAGUUGGAAAUUAAACAGAUUCCAUCUGAUGGCCACUGUAUGUAUAGAGCCAUUGAAGAUCAACUCAAAGAACAGAAAUGCCCUUUGACUGUGGCUGCCUUGAGAAGUCAAACUGCUGAAUAUAUAAAAGGCCAUGUGGAAGACUUUCUGCCAUUUUUAACAAACCCUAAUACGGGAGAUAUGUAUACUCUAGAAGAGUUUAGGAAGUACUGUGAUGAUAUCGUCAACACAGCUGCAUGGGGAGGUCAGCUUGAGCUAAGAGCCUUGUCUCAUAUUUUACAAACACCAAUAGAGAUAAUACAGGCAGAUUCUCCUCCUAUUGUAGUUGGUGAAGAAUAUCAAAAAAACCCAUUAAUACUUGUAUAUAUGAGACAUGCAUACGGCUUAGGAGAACAUUACAAUUCUGUUACACAGUUGGUGAACACAGCUCCUGAAAAUUGCAGCUAGUUUACAAAAUGUUACACAAUUAUGUUUUAGUACAGUGUGCCGAUCUGAGUCUUCUUACAAGUGCUGGAUUGUUCUGACAUUACUGAAAAACACAACUACCUUAAAUCAGUUUUAUGGCAAAGCUACUAACAGAUUUUUUUUUAAAGUAUGCCAGAGAUAAACUUUAACCAGUGUUCCCUCUGUGGUAUUUAAAAACACUUGUGAAUCGUUGUGGAAUACAUCAUUUACAGACCAAGAUAGUACCUAUUUGCUGAUAUUUUUACUAAUAUAGGGUCUUGAACAUUCUGUUAUGCGUUGAAAUAAAUUUGAUUUUUCUCCUUAUUACUAAAAGCUUUCAGUAACCAUUUUAAUGUAACUUUCUUGAAGAAAUGAAAUGACUUGGUCAUUGCAAAAAUGUGGUAAAGGUGACAGCAAAUCUAAUUAAUGCUUAUAAAUGCAUCUGAUUUCAGUAACCCUAGUAUUUGAUGGAAUUAAUACUAUGAAGCUUUUUAUAUAACCCCAUCAAAGUGCAGCUAAAAAGCUUGCUUUAAUAACUAAAAAUUUUAAAAUAUUUAUUCACAUGGGAAUCAGUUAAGUGUAAGAAAUGAGAAAUUUAAAGGUAAAUAGGUGUUCCUAUCAGAUCAGACCUCUAAAGAAGUACCAUCAUGUUUUCUUACAGUUUUUUAGUGUCUUUUAUUUUUUUAUUCUAUUUUUUUUAUUUUUUAAGUAAUGUCUCCACCCAACAUGGGGACUUGAACACAUGACCCCACAAUAAAUAAAGAGUUGCCUGCUCUAUCAAGUGAACCAGCCAGAAGCUCUAGUACCAUCAUUUCUUGAUCAUAUUCAAAACUGCAAAUUUUUAUAUUCUUCGUUAUGUUUUCCUCGUCACCACUUAGCUGCUUUGCUUUCCUUGUGGUCUUUUCCACUCAGAAAUAGUUUGUGGCCUCUCAUUUUUUUUUUUUUUUUUUUUAACUUGUACACACUGAAGGAGUAGCAAUGUAAAAGGGUCCAAGGCCAACUUUACUUCAAAUUCUCCUCACUUUCAAUUUGUCUUACCAGACCUCUGUUUUUGUUUCAUUCUCCAGGAUUAGAAGAAAGUUAGUUAGCCUACAUUUAUUUCAGAUACGUGAGAAUGUUUAUGUUACAUGUAGGGAUCAAGUUGAAAGCCACUGUUUGGGAGCUAAGACUGAAUAGUAAAAUCAGUAUACAAUACUUUCUGAUAUGAAUGAUUUAUCUGGCUCAGAUUUCAGAUUAUUCUUAACACUAUUCUAAGAAGAUAGUAUCUGUAUGUAGAAACAUGUCUCGCUGAUAAUUUGUUAUGUAACUAAGUAUUAAUGAAAAUGAAACUUUUGGUUUCAUCUGUUUUUCCCAAAUUAGGAGUAAAUACUAAGAUUCAGCAUCAAAUUUAUAAUUCAAUUUUUGCUCCAUGAGCGCAACUAAUUUUUGUAAGUAAAUAUUGGGUUUUAUGAUAUUAAAACCAGUUGUUAGUCUCACAUGCCCACCUGAUGACAGUGUGGGAAGCUGGUAGGGACUGUGGUCAGCUAUAGCAAGUACUACACGAAGGUGUUCUAGCUCAAAUGAUGAAAAACUGUUCUGUUUGCCUAACAAAGUAUAUUCUGAAGGCUGACUGUUUUGUAAUCCUUGAUCUGAAAUUUUUGGGGUCUGAAAUUAUAAAAGAAUUAAAUUAUAAAAUGGUAAAUGGCUGACCUUUUUUUAUGAAAUGAUCUGUUACUUUAAAAUCAAAAGAUAAGCAUUAAGAAGUAAUAAAAAAGUAUCAUAAACCUAGUUAGUACAGAUGCCAUCUAUAUUUAAAAUAACUUCUUGGUAAUUAUUUUUUCUUAAUAAGAUGAAUGGAACCUUCUUGAUUAUAGGUUUAUUUUUAUUAUUUUUUAUUUUUAAAUGGGCAGAUAUUGUUAUGAGUAAGAUUUGUGUGGUCAGCUUCUGUUCUUCCAUAAAACUUCAAAUAAAAAUCAUUUUAGCUGUAACCAAAAACUGAAGUCUUUAAACAAUGGCAGAUGUUAAUUUAAAAACAGUAUAUACUAAUUUAGUUUGCUGUAUGAUUAUGGUCUAAUGGAAGUUUCAUAAGCUCUCUUUUCUCUUAAUUCAGAAAAGUAUAUGUCAGAGUUUUGGAAUAUGUCUUUAGCCAAGAAUUUUAUCCACUUACAUAUGUUUACAAACUUAUAUAAAGCAAAAAAGAAUGUAUGUAACUAUAGUGAGCAAUAUAGUUUUGCUCAUAUUAUCUGAUGUUUGCCAAAAAGAAGAAUAAAAGAUGUAUGAAUUAA
Molecule: messenger RNA, 4075 nt
Organism: Panthera uncia (snow leopard)
Lineage: Eukaryota; Metazoa; Chordata; Mammalia; Carnivora; Felidae
Gene: OTUD6B
Product: OTU deubiquitinase 6B
Exons: 6
Coding region: 1236-1814 (192 amino acids)
Biological process (GO): protein deubiquitination
Molecular function (GO): cysteine-type deubiquitinase activity
Source: RefSeq, a predicted model, not a curated record